AAUAAUAGUAACAUAAGCAAAAGGGGGUGAACAAGAGGGGGAAAAAGAAGAAAAGUCGUAGGGAGAGAACGCGUCCGCAUUGGAGGACGCAGCAGCCGAUUACAGUCACCGAGAGAGAGAGCAGUUCACAUUUCUUUAGACAUCAAAAAGUCAAAACCAUUUUUAUAAACCCAAAGUCUUGUUCCUCUCUCCAGUUUUUUUUUUGCGUCAUUCAUUCAUCACACAGAUAGAUACAGAGGAAUCGUCUCUAAGAAAUGGCAGGCAGUAAUAUUCUCCAUAAGAUGAAGUUAAAGGCUGGGUUCUGCGGAUCAGCUCCUGAUAUGGGAAGAGGUAAAAGCAAGAUGUGGAAGAACAUCACACAUGGUUUUUACUGUGUGAAGGGCAAGUCUAGCCAUCCUAUGGAGGACUAUGUAGUCUCUGAAUUCAAGAAACUUGAAGGCCAUGAAUUGGGUUUGUUUGCUAUCUUUGAUGGUCAUUUGGGUCAUGAUGUGGCCAAAUACUUACAGACUAAUCUCUUUGACAACAUUCUAAAAGAGAAGGAUUUUUGGACUGACACUGAGAAUGCUAUAAGGAAUGCAUACAAAUCGACAGAUGCAGUGAUACUGCAGCAAUCUCUUAAGCUUGGUAAAGGCGGAUCAACGGCUGUAACGGGAAUUCUAAUUGAUGGUCGAAAGCUAGUUGUUGCUAAUGUUGGAGAUUCAAGAGCAGUGAUGUCUAAGAAUGGCGUUGCGCAUCAGCUCUCAGUCGAUCAUGAGCCAAGUAGGGAGAAAAAAGAGAUUGAGAAACGAGGCGGCUUUGUAUCGAAUAUUCCAGGGGAUGUUCCACGAGUGGAUGGACAGUUAGCAGUUGCUAGAGCGUUUGGAGAUAAGAGCUUAAAGAUACAUCUGAGCUCAGAACCGGACAUAACACACCAGGCAAUUGAUGAUCACACUGAAUUCAUCCUUUUCGCCAGUGAUGGUAUUUGGAAGGUAUUAUCGAACCAAGAAGCAGUUGAUGCGAUCAAGAGUAUCAAAGAUCCGCAUGCAGCUGCAAAGCACUUGAUAGAGGAAGCUAUAGCUAAGAAGAGCAAAGACGACAUCUCCUGUAUCGUUGUAAAGUUCCACUAAUCCCUUCUCCUUCUUCUUUCUAGACUCUUUUCUUUUUUUGUGUCUAUAGUUUACCAUUGAGUUUGCAAGAUAGAGAUAUAUAUAUGCUCGAACUGUGUAUGUAAAAACCCAGUAAUGAGGUUUCCCAGAAGAUGUAAUAUAUUAUGUAAGCAUGCUUUUCUUCACAAAUGAACGGAAAUAAGAAAUCGCCACACACUUUAA
Camelina sativa (false flax) is the source of this 1307-nucleotide messenger RNA. RefSeq names its product putative protein phosphatase 2C 58. Gene Ontology annotation, molecular function: protein serine/threonine phosphatase activity. The record is from RefSeq and is a predicted model, not a curated record. Lineage: Eukaryota; Viridiplantae; Streptophyta; Magnoliopsida; Brassicales; Brassicaceae. Gene Ontology annotation, biological process: protein dephosphorylation.